This is a messenger RNA of Thecamonas trahens ATCC 50062, 1148 nucleotides long. Its product is annotated as transcriptional regulator. Gene Ontology annotation, molecular function: NAD+ binding. Bases 27 to 1127 code for a protein of 366 amino acids. The transcript has a single exon. NCBI's taxonomy places the organism in Eukaryota, Apusomonadida, Apusomonadidae. The record is from RefSeq and is a predicted model, not a curated record.
CACACACCGCCUUCCUCCGCCCAAGCAUGUCAUCAUCCGCUCCAUCACUCUCUAGCAGCCGACCGAUGGUCAAGCGCGAAGCCCGCGAGACCGACGACGUGCUCGAGGCCAAGUACACCCGUCUUGUCGACGUCGUCGCCAACGCGCGCAACAUUGUCUUUCUCACCGGAGCGGGCAUCUCGACCUCGGCAUCGGUGCCGGACUUUGAGGGCGACUCGGGACUGCGCAAGACAGGCGUGCUCGGUGUGCAGGAACACAAGCUUGACUACGCCAUGCCAACGUACGCGCAUCGCGCGCUGGCAGCGCUCGCCAGUGCGCCGGAUCGCACCCGGGUCAACAUGGUUGUCACCUCGAACCACGACAACCUGCACGCUCGCGCCGGCACGCCGCCAACUGCACUUGCUGAGCUCUUUGGCAACGCGUACGUCGAGGACUGCCUCCGGUGCGGCGCUCGCUACCGCCGAUCCGUCAUUGUGCCGCCGAUGAAGCGCCGGUGCGACGACGCCGCGUGCGGCGGACGGCUCAAGCGGCUCGGCGUCCGCUACGGGGAGACUGUGCCGUACGGCCCGCUCAAAGCCGCCUGCGACGCCCUCGCUGUGGCUGACCUCGUCAUCGUCCUCGGCUCCUCGCUCCACACGUACAUGUUUGAGCAUCUGGACCUCGGCCCGCGUAUGGUAAUCGCCAACCUGCAGCCGACUCCAUUCGACGAUCAGGCCAUCCUCACCUUUGCCGACUACACCGACGCCUUUAUGGACCGGCUCAUGGCGAGCUGUUUCGGCAACAUCGCCGUUCCGACCUAUGUCUACACCCAGGCCGCCACGAUUCGCAUUGACCGCACCUCGCCGGCUGCUGCCCGGGUCGAGCUGCUCGGCGGCGCGCCCAACGAGCCCUUCACCGCCGCUGCCGCCGUUUACGCCGCGCCAAGCGCGGCCGGCCCGUGGACAGAGCUCUCGCGCUCGAUGAUCACCGGCGUGUGGGCCGGCGAGCUGGCCGUCCCACAAAACGCGCCGCUUGUGCUUCGUGUCGAGCCAAGCCCCGGGUACAUCGGCGCUGCUGAGCACGUGUGGACCGUGCCGAGCGGCGACGCCGUCGCCAGCGGUGUCUUUGAGUACACGCCGGCGCAAUAAAGCGGAAGGCUACAGCCCGAC